GAGGGCUUUCAGCUUCUUCAACGAGUGCGUAGCGGGCGCGAGGAGAUUGGGCACCAGCGUGCCCAAGCACGCCAUGUACUGAUUAGACCGACCGAGCCGGCCCUAACUGCAGUAUCGUGUUCUUUCCGAGGCUAUAAGGAACGACUAUCUUCCGGAGCACAUCGACGCCUACCCACGGGAUCGCCAGUCCCGACCUCCCUCAUCCAACCACUAUCCUUCGGUUUGCCAUACUUUGUGCCCUUGCACUCUUGUUUGUCGGCAUCUCUCAUCGUCUGGCUAGCAAGACUGCACCGAUGGCCGCUACCACAGCUAGUAAACUUGUCAAUGACACAGGGAAGCGCGCAGCGACCCUUAUCUUCCUUCACGGCCUCGGCGAUACCCCAUCAGGCUGGCGCCAAAGCUUCACCGCAAAGUACCUUAACGACCCCUCCUUGUCGCACAUCACUCUUGUCACCCCGUCUGCGCCCCGUCGAUACGGACCUGGCUACUCGUGGUACCACAUUGGUGCACCAGAUAACGAGAGCAAGACUAGUCUUAAUGCUGCCCUCAAGAUGUUGGACGCGCUCAUUCAGGAGCAGGUCGAUGCCGGUGUUCCGCAGGAUAGGAUUGUUCUGGGUGGGUUCUCGCAGGGCGCGGGGAUGACGCUCGCUACCGCGUUCACGGCUUCGCAGGAGCUAGAAGCCCAGGUGCAGAAGAAGGAAUGGAAAUUGGGUGGUGUCAUGGCGCUGGCCGGGUAUGUUCCACGGGAGGACGAGUUCCGGAAGGCUAUCUCCCCAACUCUCAAAGAUACUCCCAUCUUCUGGGGCCACGGCAACGUAGACAGCGUGGUCAAAUACCGCGUUGGAGAAGCCUCAAUCGAUAAGCUGCACGAUCUUUCGCCGAGCCUGAACGUUUACAAGGUCAAGCACACCGAGGGCGAUUGGCAGGCGGACACCGAUAAGCGCAUCGAAGGCGGAACUGGCGAGGCGUGGAAGAGCGAGAAGCACGCAUGGAUCGAGCGGCACGAGUAUGAUGAUAUGGAUCACGGGCCGACGUAUAGGUGGCACGAUCAGGCGAUGGAGAAGCAUAUGCGGGAAUGGUUAAGGAGGGUGGUACCUGUAUAGGUAAAGGAAGGCGUAAUCUGUGAGUGGCCGUCGAGGGCGUUAUCAUCCCGUUGUUCCAUGCUGUCUCAUAUUAGUUAUACUGAAAUCUGUUGCGUAUUCAGCUAGAUCAUGAUCCUAUCGCAUUCUUUAUGCUGGUCACCUUCGAUCUUUCCGCUAAGUACGCUGUAACUU
Coniophora puteana RWD-64-598 SS2 is the source of this 1274-nucleotide messenger RNA. Its product is annotated as alpha beta-hydrolase. The coding region runs from base 294 to 1103 and encodes 269 amino acids. NCBI's taxonomy places the organism in Eukaryota, Fungi, Basidiomycota, Agaricomycetes, Boletales, Coniophoraceae. The transcript is spliced from 3 exons. Gene Ontology annotation, cellular component: cytoplasm. Gene Ontology annotation, molecular function: palmitoyl-(protein) hydrolase activity; carboxylic ester hydrolase activity. Gene Ontology annotation, biological process: protein depalmitoylation. The record is from RefSeq and is a predicted model, not a curated record.